Paramecium pentaurelia is the source of this 653-nucleotide messenger RNA. The record is from the annotation of a GenBank genome assembly. NCBI's taxonomy places the organism in Eukaryota, Ciliophora, Oligohymenophorea, Peniculida, Parameciidae.
AUGAACUAUUAAUUUGAUGGUAGUUAAACCAAAAAAAAAUAUGCCAUAAUAACACCUGCUGUUAGAAUGGCAUUUAUAGAAAGAGUUCAAUCCAAAAAGUCAACUAUCAAGUAAGCAGCUCAAGAAUUUGGAAUUAAGUUUAGCACAUCUAAGGCUAUAUUGUAGACCUACAAAAGAGAAGGAAGAGUUGGAAAGAAAAAGACUAGGUCUAGACAAAAGACUUUUAAACUUGAUUCCAAAAAUGAAAAUAAAGAUGAGAAAUUCUAAGACUAACGUAGUAUUGAUUUCAUUGAUUAAAAAUCUCAAUAAAACCCUUAGCCUAUUCAUCUAAAACAGAUGACUCUCCAAUAGGAACAAGCCUAAUAAUUUCAAAUAUUUUAAUUAAGUCUAUAGAUGAACCCAUAUUUAUUUCUACAUUAGUAAUUUUUAUCAAUUACAUUAGAAACUUAUACUUACAAUAAAAUCAUUUACAAAUUCCUAAUCCAUAACCGAUGAAUUAUUACUGGCAAUUAAAUAACCUUAGAAUAUAGACUCUACCAUAAUCAUCUGAAAAGAUACUAGACUCUAGAUAAUGGUUAACUCCAAUUCAAUCUACUAAAUUGUUGGAUUCAAAAUUUAAUGAAAUAGGACCCACAUUAAAGGACUUUAAUUGA